AUGAUGUGUGCGGUAGCGACAGGCCCUAAUGCCAUUCCAGUCUCCCAUGAGAUGGGAAACCAACUCCUCCGCACUGCGGGAGGAACCUAUAAGAGCGAUGAGCGCGUGGAAGGGACUCAGCCGCUUCCGGAAACGCGACAGAAGUCUGGAUCAGAGUCGACCCUGAGUGAAGAGACUCCGGGCGCGACGAUGAAUAGCAGCAAGAAGUCUGCACAGGCGACAGAAGACGGAAAUAGGUCAGACGCGACAGAGAUUGUGCCACACUGGUGGAGGGAGACUUGCAUGAAAGAGUCUUACGAUCAAGGGGGAGCGUUGUGCUGUGCGGGUGCGACGGCGGUACUUCGCGUUGAGCUCGUAGGGAGUCUUUGUGACGCCCUCUUGGACACUGGGGCUUCGAGAAGUUUCAUUAGUCCUAAGUUGGUCGAACGACUGCAGCUGAAAGUGCGGAGACUAGCAAAGGAACAUAGGUUCACCAUUGCUACAGGUGCGCAAUUACGCAUUGAUCGGGUAGUGACGGGAUUGACGUUGUGGUGCGGACAUACACGUUUUUCCGGGGACUUUUUAGUGGGACCCGUUCCCUACGACUUAGUCUUGGGUUUGGAUAGGCUGACGGAACACAAGGUGGCCUGGUACUUCCAGUCUGACAAACUCCGAACCUAUGUGAAUGGCCAGUGA
This is a messenger RNA of Eimeria necatrix, 675 nucleotides long. RefSeq lists its product as hypothetical. NCBI's taxonomy places the organism in Eukaryota, Apicomplexa, Conoidasida, Eucoccidiorida, Eimeriidae. The transcript has a single exon. The record is from RefSeq and is a predicted model, not a curated record. Gene Ontology annotation, biological process: proteolysis. Gene Ontology annotation, molecular function: aspartic-type endopeptidase activity. Bases 1 to 675 code for a protein of 224 amino acids.